AUGGCUACUGCGGAAGAAGUCCGUGCUUUGAGAGAGCAGUUGCAGGCGUUGAUGGAUGCUCAGAAAAAUGUUGAUGAGCAGAAACAGCCGCCUAUUGAUGAGGCAUUUACUCCACUGUACCAGUACCAAGAGCCGCCCAGAGUCAACGCAAAUAAUUUCGAGCUAAGGACUGGGCUGAUUACCAUGGUACAACAGAACCAAUAUGGAGGUAGUGCCAUAGAGGAUCCGAAUGUGCAUUUGAGACAGUUUCUGGAGUUAUGCAGUACUAUAAAGAUGAACGGCGUAGCAGAUGAUAUCAUUCGCCUUCGUCUAUUUCCCUUUUCAUUGCGGGACAAGGCCAAGUCAUGGUACCACACUCUGCAAUUGGGUGCCAAUCCUGCAUGGGAAGAGUUGGCACACCUGUUUCUGCAAAAAUUUCACCCUCCUGGUCUCACUCUGAAGCUGAAGAUGGACAUCAUUCAGUUUCAGCAAUUCGAAGGUGAAUCAUUAGCAGAAACAUGGGAACGAUAUCAAGAGAAAUUGAGGAAGUGCCCGUCCCACGGCUUUGAUGAAGGGACUCUAGUCGUCAUGUUCUACAAUGCUUGCGGAGAGCGCACGAGGAUGUUCAUGGACACAGCAGCUGGAGGCUCGCUACUCAAGAAGGGAAGCGUAGAAGCGAUGGAGAUCAUAGAAAGUAUGGCAGCUACCAGCUAUCAAUGGCCGUCCGAGAGGGUGCAGCUGAAGAAAGUUGCUGUAGCAUCCAGCUCAGAUCCCCUAGCGAUGAUCUCGACUCAGCUGGCAGAGCUGAGCUCAAAAAUUUCAGCAAUGUCUAUGGGAAAUUCUGAACCAGUUGUGGAGGAUCCGACAGGCGUAGAAGACGCCAACUUCAUUCAUGGGAGGAACUUUGGGAACUUUCAGCGUGGACAGCAGAGCGGCUACAAUAGAGGACAACAAUAUCAGCAAGGAGGUCGCUCACACCCGAAUUUGUCAUACGGGAAUCCCAACAAUGCAAUUCAACCUCCACCAGGCUUCUCGGUUACCAACGGAGUGAUAAAUGAAGAGAAGAAGCCGAAUGUUGAGGAGUUGCUAAUGAAGUUCAUGUCCAAGUCCGACGAGAGGAUGGAGAAGUUGGAGUCCAAUGCUGUUGCUGUGGGGACCCAGAUGAAGAUGUUCGAGACCCAAUUGGGUCAACUGGCCAAUACUUUUACAAAUCUACACCAACAAGGUCAGUUUCCGAGCAAUACAACUGUUAAUCCCAAGGAGCAUUGCAAGGCAAUCAAUUUGAGGAGUGGGACUACUUACGAGGGACCCAAGAUGCCUGAGGACGAGAUCGUGUCGCCGGUUGAUGAGAAAGAAGCUGAGGAGGUCACCGUUGAGCGUCAUCAGAAAGAGAGGGUGAAACAGCAGUUCUCCAAGUUUUUGGAGAUCUUCAACAAGUUGCACAUCAAUCUUCCAUUGGUGGAGGCGCUGCAGGAGAUGCCACAGUAUGCGAAAUUCUUGAAGGACAUCAUCUCGAGAAAGAAAAGGUUGGGAGAAUUUGAGACGGUGAAUCUCAAUGAGGAGUGCAGUGCGAUCUUGCAGAAGAAGCUCCCAGCCAAGCUUAAAGAUCCAGGCAGCUUCACUAUUUCCUGCAUCAUUGGAGGCCAGCAGUUUGGGAAGGCGCUUUGCGAUUUGGGGGCAAGCAUCAAUCUCAUGCCCUUAUCUAUUUUCCAGCGGUUGGCUAUUGGAGAGAUGAAGCCGACGUCGAUCGCGUUGCAGAUGGCAGAUAGGUCGGUGACAUAUCUACGGGGGAUAGUGGAAGACGUGUUGGUGAAGGUCAAUGAGUUCAUAUUCCCAGCUGAUUUUGUGGUGUUGGAUUUUGAGGAGGACAAGACCAUCCCGUUGAUCCUAGGGAGACCGUUCUUGGCCACAGUGAGAGCCUUGAUAGAUGUGGCUAAUGGGGAGCUCACUUUGAGAGUGAAUGAUGAGAGCCACACUUUCUCCAUAUAUUGA
This is a messenger RNA of Salvia miltiorrhiza (redroot sage), 1971 nucleotides long. RefSeq lists its product as uncharacterized. The record is from RefSeq and is a predicted model, not a curated record. NCBI's taxonomy places the organism in Eukaryota, Viridiplantae, Streptophyta, Magnoliopsida, Lamiales, Lamiaceae. Bases 1 to 1971 code for a protein of 656 amino acids. The transcript has 2 exons.